Molecule: messenger RNA, 2375 nt
Organism: Mastomys coucha (southern multimammate mouse)
Lineage: Eukaryota; Metazoa; Chordata; Mammalia; Rodentia; Muridae
Product: bromodomain-containing protein 4-like
Biological process (GO): chromatin remodeling; positive regulation of transcription elongation by RNA polymerase II
Cellular component (GO): nucleus; chromatin
Source: RefSeq, a predicted model, not a curated record
AUGGCCGCCCAGGCACCACUCUGGUGCCCCUUUGAACUAUAUUUCCCAAGUGACUUUGUGGCCUUACCAGUGCGCAUGCGUGACACUACGAGGAACUACAUUUCCCAACGUCUCAGAGUGCCUGGUGAAGAAUGUGAUGGGAUCACUAGGAUAUCUAUGGAGAGCGGCCCUGGGACAAGAUUGAGAAAUCGGCCAGUAAUGGGGGAUGGUCUAGAAACCUCCCAAAUGUCUACAAUGCAGGCCCAGACCCAACCCCAGCCAGCAAAUGCAGCCAGCACCAAUCCUCCACCCCCAGAGACCUCCAACCCUAUUAAGGCCAAGAGGCAGACCAACCAACUGCAAUAUCUGCUCAGAGUGGUGCUCAAGACACUAUGGAAACACCAGUUUGCGUGGCCUUUCCAGCAGCCUGUGGAUGCCAUCAAGCUGAGCCUCCCUGAUUACUAUAAGAUUAUUAAAUCACCCAUGGAUAUGGGAACAAUAAAGAAGCGCUUGUAAAACAACUAUUACUGGAAUGCUCAGGAAUGUAUCCAGGACUUCAACACUAUGUUUACAAAUUGUUACAUCUAUAACAAGCCUGAAGAUGACAUCGUCUUAAUGGCAGAAGCUCUGGAGAAGCUCUUCUUGCAAAAAAUCAAUGAACUGCCUACAGAAGAAACUGAGAUCAUGAUAGUCCAGGCAAAAGGAAGAGGACGAGGGAGGAAAGAAACAGGGACAGCAAAACCUGGUGUAUCCAGGGUACCAAACACAACUCAAGCAUCAACUUCUCCGCAGACCCAGACGCCUCAGCAGAACCCUCCUCUACCCGUGCAGGCCACAACUCACCCCUUUCCUCCUGUCACCCCAGACCUCAUUGCCUAGCCUCCUGUCAUGACAAUGGUGCCCCCCCUACCACUUCAGACUCCUUCACCGGUACCCUCACCCAGCCCAGCAGGUGGGGGUCCACCUGCUCCAGUUCCACAGCUUGUGCAGAGUCACCCACCCAUCACUGCGACCACCCCACAGCCUGUGAAGACAAAGAAAGGGGUGAAGAGGAAGGCAGAUACCACCACCCUGACCACCAUCGACCCUGUUCAUGAGCCACCCUCACUGGCCCCGGAGCCCAAGACCGCCAAGCUGGGUCCUCGGCGGGAGAGCAGCAGACAUGUGAAGCCCCCAAAGAAGGAUGUACCGGACUCACAGCAGCACCCAGGGCCAGAGAAGAGCAGCAAGACCUCGGAGCAGCUAAAGUGCUGCAGCGGCAUCCUCAAGGAGAUGUUUGCCAAGAAACAAGCUGCCUAUGCCUGGCCUUUCUACAAGCCUGUGGAUGUGGAGGCACUGGGUCUGCCCAACUACUGUGACAUCAUUAAACAUCCCAUGGACACGAGCACAAUCAAGACUAAACCAGAGUUCCGAGAGUACAGAGAUGCCCAGGAUCUUGGUGCUGAUGUCCGAUUGAUGUUCUCCAACUGCUACAAGUAUAACCCUUGUGACCAUGAAGUGGUAGCCAUGGCUCGAAAACUCCAGGACGUGUCUGAAAUGUGCUUUGCCAAGAUGUCUGAUGAGCCUGAAGAGCCAGUUGGUACAGUGUCCUCUCCUGCAGUGCCACCCCCUACAAAGGUGGUAGCCCCACUCUCCUCUAGUGACAGCAGCAGUCAUAGUUCUUCCAACAUUGACAGUUCCACUAAUGACUCCGAGGAAGAGGGAGCCCAGCGGCUGGCUGAGCUCCAGGAACAGCUCAAAGUUGUACAUGAGCAGUUUGCAGCCCUCUCACAGCCCCAGCAGAACAAACCAAAGAAAAAGGAAAAGGACAAGAAGGAAAAGAAAAAGGAAAAGCACAAAACGAAAGAAGUGGAGGAAAAUAAAAAAAGCAAAACCAAGGAACUUCCUCCCAAAAAGACAAAGAAAAAUAACAGUAGCAACAGCAAUGUGAGCAAGAAGGAACCAGCAUCCACGAAGACCAAGCCGCCUCCCACAUGUGAAUCAGAAGAAGAGGACAAGUGUAAGGCCAUGUCUUAUGAGGAGAAGCUGCAGCUAAGUCUAGAUAUCAACAAACUUCCUGGUGAGAAGCUAGGCCGUGUAAUACACAUAAUUCAGUCGAAGGAACCAUCACUUAAAAACUCCAACCCUGAUGAGAUUGAGAUUGACUUUGAGACCCUGAAGCCAGCUACACUACGAGAGUUGGAGCGAUAUGUCACCUCCUGUUUGCAGAAGAAAAGGAAACCUCAACCUGAAAAAGUUGAUGUGAUUGCUAGUUCUUCCAAGAUGAAGGGCUUCUCACCCUCUGAGUGGGAGAGCACCAGCGAAUCUAGCUCCUCUGAUGGUGAAGACUUUGAAACAGGUCUUGCCUAAUCAUUGGACACGGACUCUUAAUAAAAGGGUCUUCAGUCCCAGAUUCC